AGAUCUGGAUGGAGACGGUCUUCGUCAAGCGAGGAUCGUACAUGUGGCCGAUGGUGCCAGUGGUGCACAUGAUUUAUAGGCUUUGGCAGCUAGGCCGUGGGAGUGUUCUAGUGGCUGCCCUGCACGGCCCAGCCUACCUGCAACACCUUCAGGCAAUUUUGGCUGUGAUUUGGGUCCUCAAUUUUGGAGCUGUCAUGGCUUGGAUGCCGUGGCUGUACAGAUGGCACCUGCAGCCCAAAAGCACAAAAAAUUGAACAUCCUGCACAUCGUGCAUGGUUCUUGUGUUCAAUGUGGCAGUAUGGGGAUCACAGGUCAGAAGUUGUGUGCACAAUUGCGCAUUGCUGGACACUUGCUGGGCGCUUCAAGUGCUCGUUCCAGUUUGCAAGCAUAUUUGGAAUUAAGAGUAUGGUAUUCACACUUGUCAAAACUUCUUCUUUACGUGACCAUGGUGAAAUCACCAUGCCUUCAUGAACUAUUGCUCAGAGACAGACUUGAACAAGCAAACACAGCUUGCAACAUUCAAUGGGUCACGCAUGUGAUGCAACUUGAGUCUUUGAUUUAAGAUGUAACCGUUCAAUCUGC
Messenger RNA from Coccomyxa subellipsoidea C-169, 582 nucleotides. RefSeq lists its product as hypothetical. NCBI's taxonomy places the organism in Eukaryota, Viridiplantae, Chlorophyta, Trebouxiophyceae, Coccomyxaceae. The record is from RefSeq and is a predicted model, not a curated record. The transcript has 3 exons. The coding region runs from base 9 to 254 and encodes 81 amino acids.